AGGAAUAUGGAAGAACAAAAUCUAACAGGUAUCUCAGAAUUCUAUCUCAUGGAACUGUCAGAGGACCCAGACCUGCAGCCCCUUCUCUUUGGACUGUUCCUGUGCAUGUACCUGGUCACAGUGCUCGGGAACCUACUCAUCAUCCUGGCCGUCAGCUCUGACCCCCACCUCCACACCCCCAUGUACUUCUUCCUCUCCAACCUGUCCUUGGCUGACAUCUGCUUCAUCUCCACCACGGUCCCAAAUAUGCUCAUGAACAUCCAAACUCAUAGGAGAGCCAUCUCCUAUGUGGGCUGCCUGACACAGAUGUCUCUAUUUAGCAUUUUUGGAUGUAUGGAUGACAUGCUUCUGACUGUGAUGGCCUAUGACCGGUAUGUGGCCAUCUGUCACCCCCUGCAAUAUAUGGUCAUCAUGAACCCUCGCCUCUGUGGCUUCUUAGUUUUUCUGCCUUUUCUGGUUAGCCUUUUGGACUCCCAGCUGCACAAUUUGAUUGCUCUACAACUCAAAUACUUCAAAGAUGUGGAAAUUGGCAAUUUCUUCUGUGAUCCAUCUCAACUACUUAAUUUUCCCUGUACUAAUACAUUAACCAAUACUAUAGUCAUGUAUGUUACUGGUGCCAUCUUUGGAUUUUUUCCAGUCUCAGGGAUCCUUUUCUCUUACUAUAAGAUUGUUUCCUCCAUCCUGAGGAUCUCUUCCUCAGGUGGGAAGUACAAAGCCUUCUCCACCUGUGGCUCUCACCUGGCAGUUGUUUGCUUAUUUUAUGGAACAGGACUUGCAGGGUACCUUCAUUCAGCUGUGUCAUCCUCCCCCAAGAAAGAUGUGGUGACCUCAGUGAUGUACACUGUGGUCACCCCCAUGCUGAACCCCUUCAUCUACAGCCUGAGGAACAGGGACAUUAAAAGUGCCCUGUGGAGGCUGCACAGCAGGACGGUCUAA
This is a messenger RNA of Ictidomys tridecemlineatus (thirteen-lined ground squirrel), 936 nucleotides long. RefSeq names its product olfactory receptor 7E24. The record is from RefSeq and is a predicted model, not a curated record. Gene Ontology annotation, biological process: G protein-coupled receptor signaling pathway. Gene Ontology annotation, cellular component: membrane. Gene Ontology annotation, molecular function: G protein-coupled receptor activity; olfactory receptor activity. Lineage: Eukaryota; Metazoa; Chordata; Mammalia; Rodentia; Sciuridae.